AGCGAUUCUCAAUCAGAUCAGCUCAACAUGGCUCCAAAUCAUGAUAUCGCUACGCGUGCACUUGUUGUUACUCUCAAAUCCGUUGCAGGAAAGUCGAAUAGUGAGGUCUGUUACCUUACAGGCCUUCCCGAGUCUACUGUUCGAAGUAUAUAUGCCAAAGCUAUCAAGAGAGGAUUUGAAUAUAACGCCUCACAACCUGUUACUAUCUGCAACGCUCACCUUGAAGAUGCUCCUCGCUCAGGACGCCCUACUAAAGAAACCGAGGCUUCAAGAGGGAGUCAAUAUCUCUGCUACAACAGUGCGCCGGAUACUCAAGAAGGCAGGCUACAAGAAGACGAAGCCGACGAGGAAGCCUGGGUUGACCAAGAAGAUUAGGGAGGAGAGACUAGCCUGGUGCAAGGAGCGAGAGAAGUGGACUCUUGAGGAUUGGAAGAAUGUUAUAUAGACAGAUAAGACCUCUGUAGUCCUUAAUUACCGCCGUGGAGGAUAUCGGAUCUAGAGGAAAUCUAAUGAAGCUUUUCUACGCAGUACUAUACGUAAGAGGUGGAAAGGCUACUCUGAGUUUAUGUUCUGGGGGAGCUU
Molecule: messenger RNA, 582 nt
Organism: Bipolaris maydis ATCC 48331
Lineage: Eukaryota; Fungi; Ascomycota; Dothideomycetes; Pleosporales; Pleosporaceae
Source: RefSeq, a predicted model, not a curated record